GUGCCUUUUCUUUUUGGGGUAACUGCUAUCGAGAAAGUUGCUGGUCAUGUUAUUCAUUGGAUAUUCCGAAGAACGGGCAGACACCUUUUUCUUACUGACAAUGAUGAAGGAAAGCCUCCAUUGCUUAAGCGCAUGUCGGCUUUGCGAUCUUUCCGGCGCAGGGUAGCAUAUUCGAAUGUUGGCUUUGACCAUAUUGUCGGUUGGAGGACAUCAUCAAUCAGACGCAACAGUGAACUGCCCAAGUGGGAGAAUUCUGUUCAUGAAAAAUAUCCCCACAUAGUGUUUGAAGAGCGGUGCAAGGCUUGUGACAAGGAACAAAACGAGUCUGUGAUCGAAGACAAUGCUCCGGAUGAUGAGCUGGAAGGUCCGUAA
This is a messenger RNA of Striga hermonthica, 372 nucleotides long. NCBI's taxonomy places the organism in Eukaryota, Viridiplantae, Streptophyta, Magnoliopsida, Lamiales, Orobanchaceae. The record is from the annotation of a GenBank genome assembly.